Messenger RNA from Tremella mesenterica DSM 1558, 2325 nucleotides. RefSeq lists its product as uncharacterized. Lineage: Eukaryota; Fungi; Basidiomycota; Tremellomycetes; Tremellales; Tremellaceae. Gene Ontology annotation, molecular function: transketolase activity. Gene Ontology annotation, biological process: pentose-phosphate shunt. Gene Ontology annotation, cellular component: cytosol. The coding region runs from base 115 to 2178 and encodes 687 amino acids. The transcript has 18 exons. The record is from RefSeq and is a predicted model, not a curated record.
CUCUUCCUUCCUCCCUAUCUUUCUCUUUCUCUUCCCUACAAACUUCUUCCUUUUAUCACGAUCCCCUCGUCUAUUGCGUCUCUUCAUAAACAUUACGGUGCUGCAUCUCACAUCAUGACCGGCUUCACUGACGCUGAUAUUCAAUGUGUAAACAACAUUCGAGUCCUCGCUGCUGAUGUCGUUGCAAAGGCAAACUCUGGUCAUCCCGGUGCUCCCAUGGGGAUGGCCCCCGUCGCUCAUGUCCUCUGGACCAAAUUCCUAAAAUUCAACUCCAAAAACUCGGGAUGGUGGAACCGUGACCGCUUUGUGCUCUCAAACGGUCAUGCGUGCGCUCUCCAAUACAUCAUGCUGCACCUCUGCGGCUACAAGCUGUCCAUGGAUGACCUCAAGUCGUUCCGUCAGCUCGGCUCUAUUACCCCCGGUCACCCAGAGGCCCAUAUGACUGAUGGUAUCGAGGUCACAACCGGUCCUCUCGGACAGGGUAUCUGCAACGCUGUCGGUAUGGCCAUCGCUCAAGCCCACCUGGCCGCAGUGUUCAACAAGGAUGGCUUCCCCAUCGUCGACAACAAGAUCUAUGCAUUCCUGGGAGAUGGUUGUCUGCAGGAAGGUGUUUCUUCUGAAGCCAUGUCACUUGCCGGUCAUCUCCAACUGGGCAACCUCAUCGCUGUCUACGACAACAACAAGAUCACUAUUGACGGUGACACUGCCGUCUCUUUCACCGAAGACGUGGAGGCCCGUGUCAAAUCCUACGGGUGGAAUGUUCUUCACGUUGAGAACGGUGACUCCGACUUUGCUGCCAUCGAAGCCGCCAUCGCCGAGGCAAAGACGAGUGUCUCGGCUCCCACUCUGAUCAAUCUUAAGACCAUCAUUGGAUUCGGAUCCAAGCAACAGGGUACCCAUGGUGUACACGGAUCUCCACUCAAGGCCGAUGAUAUCGCCCACCUGAAAACGACUUUUGGCUUUGACCCCGAAGCCAAAUUUCAGAUCCUUCAAAGUACCACCGAUUUGUACAAGGCUGUUAUCGACAAAGGCGCCAAAGCGGAAGCCGAGUGGAACGAAUUGUUGGAAAAAUACAAGCAACAGUAUCCCAAAGAGGCCUCCGAGCUCGUCCGUCGCUUUGAAGGCCGUCUGCCAGACGGCUGGGAGAAAGCCUUGCCCACCUACUCGCCAUCCGAUCCCGCCGUCGCCAGUCGAAAGCUGUCAGAAACUGUCCUCACCAAACUGGCCGCCGCUCUUCCAGAGCUCAUUGGGGGUUCCGCCGAUCUAACGGGCUCGAACUUGACUAGAUGGAAAGACGCCGAAGACUUUCAACCCCCCUCCACCGGUCUUGGCUCAUAUGCUGGAAGAUACUUCCGUUUCGGUGUCAGGGAACAUGGUAUGGUGGCCAUCUGCAACGGCUUGGCAGCAUAUGGAGGUGUCAUUCCCUUCAACGCUACAUUCCUCAACUUUGUGUCAUACGCCGCUGGAGCCGUUCGUCUCGCCGCUCUCUCUCACUUCCGAAUGAUAUGCGUCGCGACCCACGAUUCUAUCGGUCUGGGUGAAGACGGACCCACUCACCAACCGGUUGAGACUGCUGCCUGGCUCCGUGCCAUGCCCAAUCUGGCCUUCUGGAGACCCGCCGAUGGUAACGAAACAUCUGCCGCUUACAUGGUGGCCCUGCUUUCGACAGGUACUCCAUCUGUCAUGGCGUUGUCGCGUCAAAACCUGCCUCAACUGGAGGGAUCCACCAUCCAGAAAGCGACCAAGGGUGCAUACGUGCUGGAGGAAGUUGAGAAUGCCGAUCUGACAAUCGUCUCCACCGGAUCCGAGGUCGGACUCUGUGUUGCGGCGAUCCAGAAGCUCAAGAGCAAGGGCCUCAAAGUCCGCAUGGUCAGCAUGCCCUGCGUCGACGUCUUUUUGGCCCAAGACAAGGCUUACAAGCUGAGCGUCCUCCCAUCCGGAAACCCCGUCUUGUCGGUUGAAGCUUACUCAACCUAUGGGUGGGGCAACGUGAGUCACGAGCACUUUGGUCUGAAAGCAUGGGGAGCUUCCGGUCCGUACGACCAGGUGUACGAGAAGUUUGGUUUGACACCGGAUGGGAUCGCAGAGCGUGCCGAAAAGGUGGCAGCGUUUUACAAGAACCGCGGUCAGCAUGUGGUGUCGCCAUUGAUCUCUGCCUUGGAUGACAUUUCCGACUAGGUGUCUGCUGUCGAGCUGUCGGGCUCUUGAUCUGGUUCGACAGAGUGGAUACGGGGGAGAGGGAGAGAGAUGCCAUCUGGAUGCAUUCGCCGUGUCGAUUGUGGAGCUGAUGUCUGAUCGUCUAAUAAUGUAGGAGAGUACGCUGCG